Ostrinia nubilalis (European corn borer) is the source of this 3795-nucleotide messenger RNA. RefSeq lists its product as uncharacterized. NCBI's taxonomy places the organism in Eukaryota, Metazoa, Arthropoda, Insecta, Lepidoptera, Crambidae. Bases 154 to 2559 code for a protein of 801 amino acids. The record is from RefSeq and is a predicted model, not a curated record. The transcript has 11 exons.
CACUCACUCACUCACUGUCAAAAAAGCAAAACUCAAAACAAAGUGCGGACCGUUUUUGGUAAUUUUCAUAUUUUUUUAUGAAAAGUAUUACGGAAUAACUUUAUCUCUUCAAGAAAUGAUAAAAUAAUCGUAUAGUUAUUUAUCCAAUAAAAAAUGGAGAGAAUUAACGGCGGUUUGUUACUAAUAUCGCUGUGUGCAUUGCUUUGGGGUGUGGCCGGCCAAUAUGAAUGGCAAAUACGGGAUGCUUUCGACGAAAUUCGAGGGAAAAUGGACAAAGUUACUGCAGAUAACUGUUACAUCACACACCUGGAUGACCUGUACCUGCCAGAAGACUCUGUAUCCCAUCAUCCAGAUGUAAAAGAGAUAAAUAUCAACCCCGUGUUUCCGAAUAGAACGGCUAUGUUGCAUCUACACAACAUGGCAUUGACUCGAGCGUUCUUUUGGAGUUACAUCCUGCAGUCCCGGUUCAUCCGUCCAGCUAUUAACGAUACGUACGACCCCGGUAUGAUGUACUAUUUCCUUUCUUCUGUGGCCGAUGUGUCAGCUAACCCCUACAUAAACGCCAGUUCUAUUUAUUUCUCUCCGAAUAUGUCGUACACUUCGUCAUACAGAGGGUUCUUCAAUAAAACUAUGCCUCGAUUUGCGCCUAGAGCGUUCAGAGCGGACGAUUUCAAUGAUCCCGUCCAUCUACAAAAGAUAUCUACUCUCAAUACAUUCCAUGUGGAAGAUCUUGGAGCGUUUGAUCCAGAGAGCUUGUCCAAAGAUUACACAUCUGAUUUCUAUCGAACAAAUGAAUGGUACCAAAAAUUGCUUCCGGAUAAAGUGGAGAAGAGACAUGACACAAAGACUACAUAUCAGGUUGAAAUACGUUAUGCUAAUAACACCAAUGAGACUUUCACUUUCCACGGUCCUCCAGGGAGUGAUGAAACUCCAGGACCUGUAAAUUGGACCAGGCCCUAUUUCGACUGUGGCCGUUUAAACAAAUGGGUGUUGGCUGCUCUCUCUCCAGUUGCUGACAUUUACCCACGUCACACACAAUUCAGACAUAUCGAAUACCCUACGUACACAGCAGUUGUAGUCAUGGAAAUGGAUUACGACAGGAUAGACAUAAACCAGUGUCCACCGAGUCAAGGGAAUGACAGACCGAAUAGAUUUGCAUCUACGGCUCGAUGUAAAAUUGACACUACAGAAUGCGAACCGCUGCACGGCUGGGGCUUCCGCCGCGGCGGCUACCAGUGCCGCUGCCGGCCCGGUUACCGCCUACCGAGCAUUGUGCGCCGGCCUUAUCUAGGCGAGCUGGUGGAGCGAGCUACAUCCGACCAGUAUUACAACAACUUCGACUGCCUGGAAAUAGGAUGGGUGCAACGCCUGCCAGUGCAGUGGGAGCGCGCGCACCCGUUCAUUCGCGCGCUGUACAGGGACCAGUACUACGAGUACGUGAACGCGACGGCCGGCGCGCGCGCUUUGCACGCCGAGCGCGUCAACGUGUACGAAGUGCUCAACUUCAUCCGCGGCGUGCAGCCGGGGAACUGCUCCAAGUACAACCCAACAGAUUUGACCCUGAAUGGCGAUAUAGCAUUCGGCGCUGAAGAGCAAUUUGAAAACCAAGCCAAGAUGGCCGUGCGACUGGCCAACUUUAUCAGCGCUUUCUUACAGGUAUCUGACCCUCAAGAAGUGUUCAGUGGCACCCGCGUAGCUGAUAAAGCUCUGACCGAAGACCAAAUGAUUGGUGAGACACUGGCUAUCGUGCUCGGAGACUCCAAAGUGUGGUCUGCAGGUACUUACUGGGAUAGAAACAAGUUCACAAAUCGCACGUUCUUCGCACCAUUUGCUUACAAAACUGAAUUGAACACAAGAAAGUUCAAACUGGAGGACUUGGCGAGAUUGAAUAAGACAGAGGAACUCUACACCAACAAACCAUGGUUCCAAUUCUUGAAGCAGCGUUGGUCGACCAACUUCGACAGCUUGGAACAGUUCUUCCUCAAGAUGAAGAUCCGCGAUGACGAAUUUGGGAAAUACUUGAAGAAGUACGAGAGAUUCCCGACUUACUACAGGGCGGCUAACCUAAAGCAUGGCCACUGGACCAGGCCCUACUUUGACUGCGAUGGACACUUGAAGCAGUGGGUGAUUACGUAUGCUGCUCCUUUCUUCGGCUGGGACAGCGUUAAAGUCAAACUGGAGUUCAAAGGCGUGGUGGCCGUCACGAUGUCUCUGAUGUCGCUGGAUAUAAACCAAUGCCCUGACAAGUACUACGUGCCAAACGCUUUCAAGAGCACCGACAAAUGCGACCGGAGAUCCUCUUAUUGCGUCCCAAUCCUGGGCCGCGGGUUCGAAGCGGGCGGCUACAAGUGCGAGUGCCUGCAAGGCUACGAGUACCCCUUCGAGGAUCCGAUCACGUACUACGACGGUCAGAUCGUGGAGGCCGAGUUCCAGAACAUAAUCGCCGACAAGGAGACGCGCAUAGACAUGUUCAAGUGUCGUCUAGCUGGCGCCGCGGCCAUGCAGAGCAGCUUUAUAGUGAUCGUCGGCGUUUUGUUAGUGCUGAUGAGGGUUAGGUAAGGUACUGUGUAGUCUGCGCCAAUAGAAUCCGGCAAUUUUAUAAAACUAGCAUCUAUAAGAGGCUACAGUCAAGCCUAUCACGCUAAUAGUAUGUUAGCGAUAGUGAAAUUAAGGAGACAAUGGUCUGUGUAUUAGGACCUUAAAUUCACGAUGAGUAAGAAUCUUAAGAGAUUUACCUCACUUGGCAAUAAACUAUGUAUACAUAAAUCACUAAAGACAGACAGUUUCGUGUAAAUGUUAUUCGGUAUCAUUUGUUUGAAAGAUUGUCGAUUUCUAUUGGCGCAGUCUAUAGUAAGUUUAUUAUUCCGAACAGCGGUGACCCGUCGGAAUGCUAAAAACAAUGUUAUCAUUGAUCAAAGAUAUUUUUUAUAGAGAAAAAGUGAAAAUUAAGCUAAGGUAGUACAAAAUUGAUAAAUUUUAUCACAAAAAUGCAAUAUCACAGUUCAGGAUAAUAUUAUUAUAAUAAAACUCCAGUGAACAUAAGGUUGCCUUAGGCUGUAUACAGCUAUUGUUUAAUUUAACUGUCCCAAAUGUGGGACGUGUGCAAUAUUUUACAGGAUAUCAUUGAAUCAUUUUAACUUUUCUUUAAAAACUUAUUUUACUUAAUCUCAACAGAAUCUCUUUAAUCAAUUUUAUGUAUAGAAUAAUGUGAGUGUAUUCAUACAUAGUGUUAGAUCUUAUUUACCUCUCAGUCAAAGAUUUAAGUUUUAUAAAAAAAUAUUUUUAUGUGACCCAAAUAAAAAUUAACAUUUUACUUUUAUAAUAUUAUAUCAUUCCAAUUACAUUUCAAAACACAUAGUUGUUACGUCUUUAUUUAAAAAACUUAUUGUUUUGUACCUUUACAUUUUACUGUCCAUUUUUUAUGUUACAUUUUUUUAUAACUUUUUACUCUGUUGUGUACCUAUUUAUUACUAUAUCUCUUAUUUUAUAUGAUAUUAUUAUUUUACAUUGCAUUUUUCUAGUUAUUAUGCUGGACAUAUCUUUAAAAGCUAAUGAUUUAUUAUAAGACUUAAGACUUUUUGAAUAUUGUUUAUACAGUGAGCCUGAUAUUUUCUUAUUUGUAUUGUGUAUUCUAUGCGUUUGCAUUUAGUUUUAUUAUUAAGAAGACAUACCGUUGUGUAGGGUUUAUUUUUUAUUUAUGUAUAGGAAUGAUUUGUAUUGAAAAACGUAUCAAAUGUAACAUUUUAUGUAUUUCGUUUUUUUUUUAUGUUUAUAAUUCAAUUAAACAAUAUAAAU